AAAGAUAGAGAAUUGCAUAUUUCAAACCUGAUGCUCCUUGAUACCUGUCAAACUAGAAAUAGUUGUGAUUCGUGUUUAAUUACUCCUAUCUUUAUGGGAAGGAAAAAGCUAUCAAGCUAAACUUCCAUUAUUUCAAGCAUUACCUUUCUAGUUAGCUAUUUUGUAGCAUUGCCUAUGCUGACAGAUAAUCCUUAAAGCAGUCCAGAAAUAGCUGCAUAUAGAGAGCGCUGAUGUUUAUGUACAUUUAUGAGAUUUCACUAUGAUCCAUAAAGAAGUUACAAAACUUCAGGGCAUGGAAUCUUUGUUGCCUCUUCCUAUGACCCUUGGCCAGUGGCAGUGGCCCUAAGGAGAAGCAUCUCCAACAUAUGUGACACCAUGCAUGCUGCAAGACUGCUCAUAUGUACCCUAGCCAUAUGAUCUUCCUUAAAUUCUGGCUGUUAUGUUGAAAGAUUAGUGUCUUUGAAGAAUAGUCUAUUCCAGAGUUCAGAUUUUUUACAUUUCUAGGAAGAAAUAAUGGGAAUGAACCCUUCAUGAAAGGUGCUGGUAGUCUGUGAAAAACAGGAGGUGUCUAGUUCAAAACUAAUGACCGUAUCCCUGAGCUCUACCUUAAGAAAAGCUACUUACAGCUCAGGUUACUCUAUAAUCACCUGAAACUGGCAGCACCUCUUGUAUAUACCAGCUGACCAGGACAUGGCCUGUAGCCAUCACAUUCAUUUCACACAGGUCGCUAAACAUCACUGGAAAGCACCAGCUUCCAGUAGCAGUUCAAACAGUGUACUUGCUGUGAUGACAGAGCCUCUCCCUGGGGGUUUCUCAUGAACUGUGUGAAACAGUUUUAAGAUUGUGUGUGUUUUAAUUGAAUGUUCAGGAGUCACAAUUGUCAGGUACAGAUUGGCAUGGGAAAGUAACAAGGCACAGCUAUUGCUUAUAAAGCAACAUUAAUACAUUCUGGACAGUAUAGAUUCGGUGGAAAAUACAGACCCUGUUUCAAGUUGGCUUUAAGCUAAUUCUGUUUCCAGACGAAAUAGUUCAGAUGUGUAACAAACAGGUAGAAAGUGAUAGCAGUGAAUAUAUGGGUACAGAAACCCAUUUCCAUGAGUACUCAAUAUUGCUCACAUGUCCUCAUAAAUAUUACAGUCUAGAGCUCAGAAAGCAGUAAUAUGGGAAGUCUGUCUUUACUGUAUUGGCCAACCAGUAAAUGUUAAUGUAGGGCUUUGGUAUCAUUGCAGAUGAUACUGUGAGCAUGCCAUACUGAAAUGAAACUGGAUAGGUUAGGCCCACCUCCCUCUCACCCCAACUUCGGUUUAAUAAACUAGAACACAGCAGAUCUGCAGAUUCUGUAGGUAACACUGAGAGGGCCAAAUUAGGCAUGAUGGAAAUUGACAUGGGAAAACCCACUGAUGACAGAGGAACCCGCCCGCAGGUGAAUUCCCGCGGCUUCUGCCACCCCUUUAUAAGCAGGUGGAGGUGCGGCAAGGCUGGCAAGACGAGCAGGCAGCAGCUGAGCACUCACUAGAGCGUAGCUGCUGUGUGGAGUGGAAAUGGCUGGCUUUAGCAGCAAGAGCUUGGUCCUGGUUUCCAUGCUGGGGCUCCUGGCACUACUCCUGUGUGGCACCUCUGAAGCACAAAGCAACCAGGAUUGCUGCCUGUCUUACACCAAGGUGCGUCUACCUCGGUGGGCCCUAAAGGGUUAUACUGAACAGCUCUCCAGUGAAGUCUGCGAUAUCCAUGCAAUCAUUUUCCACACCUACAGUGGGUUGAAUGCCUGUGUAAAUCCUAAAGAGGGGUGGGUGAAGAAGCAUCUUCUUUUCCUGAGCCAUAAGCUCAAGAGGAUGUCAAUGUGAUACGGUUUCUAGCAGGGAAAUAAACAAGCAUGGCUAAGAAACUCCUUCGCUCAACAUCUUGUUUGAGAUCGUCAUCUUGUACACUGUUGUGUGCUUACCACUAUCUCUGGCUUCCCUGGGACCAUUUAACUUCUUGAAUUGAUUCAUAUUGCAUCACUGUGUUGCUUGAAUUAAGCAUUUUGUUAAAGUUUCUAUUUUUAUGAAUACGUGUAUGUCACUAGUAUGGUAUGAGUACUAUUUAGAAAGGGCUACACUAAGUGUUUGUACAGAGUAUGAAUUUUAAGUUUAUUGCAUGUCAUUUUUGUUUUGUUCAGCAUGUGUAAAGUGGGUUAUUUAUUGUUUUUAUUUUGUUACUUCUUUGGCACUGUCUUGUGCCAAAAUAUUUUCUUUUAACCGUAGUUAGCGUUAUAGUACUUCUUGAACUAUUGUUAAACAAAACUGCUUGUG
This is a messenger RNA of Pezoporus flaviventris, 2291 nucleotides long. It is a transcript of the gene CCL20, whose product is annotated as C-C motif chemokine ligand 20. Bases 1542 to 1844 code for a protein of 100 amino acids. The record is from RefSeq and is a predicted model, not a curated record. Gene Ontology annotation, cellular component: extracellular region. Gene Ontology annotation, biological process: monocyte chemotaxis; neutrophil chemotaxis; positive regulation of GTPase activity. Gene Ontology annotation, molecular function: CCR chemokine receptor binding; chemokine activity. The transcript is spliced from 5 exons. Lineage: Eukaryota; Metazoa; Chordata; Aves; Psittaciformes; Psittacidae.